AUGAAGUACUUUGCAUUGCUUUCACUCGUUCCGCUUGCUCUCGCCAACCGCCAUCUUUACGCUAGGGCAUACAUUUGCGACAGUCAAGAGUGCAUCGAUGCUGGUCUGAUUUUGAAUAGCGAGUGUCUGGACAGCCAGGAGAAUGUUUUAGCGUGUGUUUGCCAGUUGGAAAACAGUCAAUAUUGGGGCAAGUUGAGUGAGUGCAUUGCCAAUUGCGACAACCCCGUCACGUACAGCCCCGAGGAGUUGAAACGCUUGUAUUGCGAUGCGCCCACCCCAUCUUUAUCUGGAUCUGGAAAUGCCCUGGCAACCGGCUCCGUCGACCCUUCUUCGGCACUUGCAGCAAUCCUCAGUACCUUGUCUGGCUUGUCCAGUGAAGCAUCAUCGUCCACCGCCAACGACUCAUCGUCCGGUUCUGAGACCGACGAGUCCUCCGCCACCAGCGCCACCACCUCAGCUACCACGGCAGCCACUUCUACCGGCAAUGGCGCCGCAACCAUCGCAUCUGCUUCUUUAUUAUCUUUGAUUCUUCUUGCCUUGUUAUAG
Molecule: messenger RNA, 546 nt
Organism: Lodderomyces beijingensis
Lineage: Eukaryota; Fungi; Ascomycota; Pichiomycetes; Serinales; Debaryomycetaceae
Source: the annotation of a GenBank genome assembly